This is a messenger RNA of Lactuca sativa (garden lettuce), 1233 nucleotides long. The record is from RefSeq and is a predicted model, not a curated record. Lineage: Eukaryota; Viridiplantae; Streptophyta; Magnoliopsida; Asterales; Asteraceae.
AUGUCAAAGAGAAAAUACGAAUUCGGUGCUUCAAAAAGGAAACGGAAAAUGCAAGAAGAAGCUUUUAUAGAUAAACAAAAAGGGUCGUUUUUAAAAUAUUUAACUACAAACAAAAACAUUGAUAAUGAACAACAACAAACUAAUGUUGAUAAUGAACAAGAACAAGCUAAUGUUAAUAAUAAUUAUCAUGAACCAACUAAUAUUGAAAAUGAUAAUGAACCGACUAAUAUUGAAAAUGAUAAUGAAAAGACUAAUGUUGAAAUUGAUAACGAACUAACUAAUAGUGAAAAUAAUAACGAACAAAGUAAUACUGAAUUUGAUAACGAACAAACUAAUAGUGAAAAUGAUAAUGAACAAACUAAUAUUGAAAUUGAUAACGAACAAACUAAUUGUGAAGAUGAUAACGCACCUUUAAACAUAUAUGAUCCAAGUAGAUGGAAUAAUAUUAGUACUAAUUUAAGAGAUUUAAUUGUAGAAAAAGGUCCUAUUAAGAUUUAUGAUUUUAAAUUUCCAAAACAUCAACAUUUAAGAAGCUUUAGUACAUCUCUUUAUAUGCAAAAAAUACCAAAUGGAGAAAAAUACGAACGAACAUGGUUGGUUUAUUCCAUAGAUGUAGGUAGAGUUUUUUAUUUUUGUUGUAAAUUAUUUAAUGUGAAUACAUCUAUAUGUUCGUUAGCACAUAAAGGUAAUAAUGAUUGGAACAAUAUUUCUAGUAUAUUAAAAAGACACGAAGCAAGUAACAAACACAUUCUUAAUAUGAGGUCAUGGAUUGACUUAGAAACUAGAUUAGCAAAUAAUAAAACAAUUGACAAGCAAAUCAAAGAACAAAUAAAUAAAGAAAAUGACCAUUGGAAAAAUGUGUUAAUACGAAUCAUUGUUGUAGUAAAAACUUUAGGAAAAAAGAAUUUAGCAUUUCGUGGAACAAAUGAAAAGAUUUAUGAAGAAAAUAAUGAUCAACUAAAUGGACUUUUGUGUUUCUUUGAAGAAUAUAGAGAAAACGAAUUUGAAAAGGCUUUAGAUUAUGCAAAAGAAUUGGCUUUAGAAAUGAAUAUAAAGACAGUACUUCACUUCAAAUUAGAUUUGAGCAAUUUAACAAGUUCAAAAAUAUUUUUGCAUGAUAAUAGCUUAGAUAUUAGUGGUUUAGAUUUAUUUCAUGAACUAAAACUUUUAAGACGUAUUGAUUAUGUUAACUAUUCCUGUAACCGUUGCCUCUGCAGAAAGAAGUUUUUCUAA